AUGAGGAUUUCUUCUCGCGACUGGUUUCUGUUGAUAUUCUCUGGCUUUUGGGGACUGGCAAUGGGUGCUUUCCCGAGCAGCGUUCAGAUCGGCGGUCUGUUCAUCAGAAACACUGAUCAGGAGUACACUGCCUUUCGCUUGGCAAUCUUCCUGCACAAUACCAGCCCGAACGCCUCGGAAGCUCCGUUCAACCUGGUGCCUCAUGUGGACAACAUCGAGACGGCAAACAGCUUUGCCGUCACCAACGCCUUUUGCUCCCAGUAUUCCCGUGGUGUCUUCGCCAUCUUCGGCCUGUACGACAAGCGCUCGGUCCACACGUUGACGUCCUUCUGCAGCGCCCUGCACAUCUCCCUCAUCACGCCCAGCUUCCCCACGGAGGGCGAGAGCCAGUUCACCCUGCAGCUCCGGCCAUCCAUCCGGGGGGCGCUCCUGUCUCUCCUUGACCACUACGACUGGAACAAGUUUGUCUUCCUGUAUGACACCGACCGAGGAUACGCCAUCCUGCAGGCCAUCAUGGAGAAGGCAGGUCAAAACAAUUGGCAGGUCAGCGCCAUCUGUGUCGAAAACUUUAACGAUGCCAGUUACCGGCGACUGUUGGAGGAUCUGGACCGGAGACAGGAGAAGAAGUUUGUAAUCGACCUUGAGGCGGAGAGACUGCAGAACAUGCUGGAACAGAUUGUCAGUGUCGGGAAACAUGUUAAAGGCUACCAUUACAUCAUGGCCAACCUGGGUUUUAAGGACAUCAACCUGGAGCGCUUCAUGCAUGGUGGGGCCAACGUGACCGGCUUCCAGCUAGUCGACUUCAGCAACCCCAUGGUCAUCAAACUGAUGCAGCGCUGGAACAAGCUGGAUCAGAGGGAGUACCCAGGCUCGGAUGCCCCACCUAAGUACACUUCAGCGCUGACAUACGAUGGGGUGAUGGUGAUGGCCGAGGCCUUCAGGAACCUGCGCAGGCAGAAGGUGGACAUUUCCAGGCGGGGGAACGCUGGCGACUGUCUCGCCAACCCCGCCGCCCCAUGGAACCAGGGUAUCGACAUGGAGCGUACUCUCAAACAGGUCCGGUUGCAGGGAUUAACAGGUAAUGUCCAGUUUGACCACUAUGGCCGCAGGGUCAACUACACAAUGGACGUGUUUGAACUGAAGAAUAAUGGACCCAGAAGGAUCGGCUACUGGAAUGAUGCAGACAAACUGGUGCUGAUCCAGGACUCUCCACUGCUUCCAAAUGACACUUCUGGCAUGGAGAAUCGCACUGUUGUAGUUACUACCAUCAUGGAGGGUCCCUAUGUGAUGCUUAAGAAGAACUGGGAGAUGUACGAGGGCAACGACCAGUACGAGGGCUACUGUGUGGACCUGGCCUCGGAGAUCGCCAAACACAUCGGCAUCAAGUACAAAAUCUCCAUCGUUCCCGAUGGAAAGUAUGGCGCGAGGGACCCAGAGACGAAGAUCUGGAAUGGCAUGGUCGGGGAGCUGGUGUACGGGAAAGCGGAAAUCGCUGUGGCCCCUUUGACUAUCACGUUGGUCCGGGAGGAGGUGAUCGACUUCUCCAAGCCUUUCAUGUCGCUGGGCAUUUCCAUCAUGAUCAAAAAACCCCAAAAAUCCAAACCAGGGGUGUUCUCCUUCCUGGACCCGUUGGCCUACGAGAUCUGGAUGUGCAUCGUGUUCGCCUAUAUCGGCGUGAGCGUGGUGCUCUUCCUGGUCAGCCGCUUCAGCCCGUAUGAAUGGCACACCGAGGAGCCCGAAGAGGGUACCGACGGUCAGCCAAGCGACCAGCCCCCCAAUGAGUUUGGUAUCUUCAACUCCCUCUGGUUUUCCCUAGGCGCCUUCAUGCAGCAAGGCUGUGACAUCUCCCCCAGAUCGUUAUCGGGUCGAAUUGUUGGAGGAGUAUGGUGGUUCUUCACUCUCAUCAUCAUCUCGUCCUACACGGCUAACCUGGCCGCCUUCCUCACUGUGGAGAGGAUGGUUUCCCCCAUUGAGAGCGCAGAGGAUCUGGCGAAGCAGACAGACAUUGCCUACGGCACUUUGGACUCUGGCUCGACCAAAGAGUUCUUCAGGCGGUCAAAAAUCGCCGUCUAUGAGAAGAUGUGGGGAUACAUGAAGUCCGCUGAGCCCACAGUCUUCACCAAGACCACGGCUGAGGGCGUGGCGCGGGUCCGCAAAUCCAAAGGGAAAUACGCCUUCCUUUUGGAGUCCACCAUGAAUGAAUACACCGAGCAGCGCAAGCCAUGCGACACAAUGAAAGUGGGAGGCAACUUGGACUCCAAAGGCUACGGAGUAGCUACACCCAAGGGUUCACAGUUAAGAAGUGCAGUUAACCUGGCAGUAUUAAAACUCAAUGAGCAAGGCCUGUUGGACAAAUUGAAAAACAAGUGGUGGUACGACAAAGGAGAGUGUGGCAGCGGAGGCGGUGGCGAGAAGGACAAGUCGUCCCAGGCCCUCAGUCUGAGCAACGUGGCGGGGGUCUUCUACAUCCUCGUCGGGGGCUUGGGCCUGGCCAUGCUGGUGGCCCUCAUUGAAUUCUGCUACAAGUCACGCAACGAGGCCAAGAGAAUGAAGCUAACAUUUACAGAAGCCAUGAGAAACAAGGCCCGUCUGUCCAUCACAGGCAGCGUUGGGGAGAACGGACGGGUGCUGACGCCCGACUGUCCCAAGGCCGUCCACACUGGUCCUCCCCUCCGCCAGAGCUCCGGCCUCGCCCUGGUCUCCUCUGAGCUCCCGUGAAAACCAAAAACCUCUCAAGUGCCUUAUUCCAAAAACAAGAAAAAACAAUAAUCACACCGCCCACGAAACAACCAGAGACUAACUACAAAGAAACAGGAUUCACACACCCAACAGGUCACCUCCAGUGGGCGAGACAGGGACGACGGAGGCGCAAACAACAAAUCCCGCUGUUAGAAGUUAUGACUUGUUGCGGAUCAAUGAUUUCUCUCGGAAAUCUGCGGAAACCAGAGGCAGAACUAUCUCCAUUUUAUAAUUGUGUGGCCACAAGGAAGCAGGAGUAUGUUUGAAUCAAAGGGAAUUGACUGGAGCCUUUAGCACUCCAGUGAUGGAAGAGCAACAGAGGGGAAGAAAAUGAAUAAUAUCAUGAUACAUGAUAAAGACGAAGACCAGAAAACUGUAAACUUGAAACUCAAAACUGUGCAUUUUUGGAUUGCUGUUAAUUGGCAACAAAACUGAACCACAAUCAAGAUUGUUUUCAAACUGAACAGUAUUUGCUACAAAGACAUGAGCAGCGUUCAAGAGACAACAAUCUCACGAGAUAUCAACAAGGGACACUGGGAGAGUUGUAGCUCAGUGCCAUGACGAUACGACGAAAAAUAUUUGUAUUCAUGAUAACAAAAAGGAAAUCUAUUGAUAUUGAAUAUAUGAGUAAAUGUAGGAAACUGUGAAAAUAAGUAAAUAUGUAUAUUCCGUUAAAAACAAAAUGAAGAAUUUAGCUGUACAUAGGGUGGACUGUGUAACAUGCUUGCUUUUUAAACAGAUGUACAUAGCAGAUAAUGUAGUGGACAGACAGACAGUUCUUUUUUGUAAAUCAUCUUUAAAGAUUUUAUUCAUCGCAAUACUGAAAAAGAUGAUGCCACUUGAAGGAGGAGACAUGUGGAAGGCAGUGUUAAAUGUGUUGAAUACUUAACUGUAUCAUAUAGGAACAUUCAAACUCUAAAUGUGAAGGGGUAUCAGCUGCCCAAAUAUUCUGAUACCUGUUGCAUACAAAUUCAUUAAUAUAUUCAACAAUGAAUGUUAAGUAGCUCCACCCCCAAUCCUUAAACCACAACCCUCACUGUGCAGACGUAGACCCAGACAGUUGCUCAUGAGUAGAGCUUUAUAAAUCAAGUUUCUGCAGUCAGAAUAUAACUAUUUUUUUCAUUCUUUGAUCUAUUUUUUGUACUGAGAAAUGAAAAAAGAAACUGUCUGUCUCCUGGUUUUAAAUGUAGACAGUAAAGUACUAUCUGGGUAGAUCUUUUAGACCAUUAUGUGUGACAUGAAUCCAAAUGAGGAUGCGAAAUUAAAAAAAAAAAAAGAAAGAAGCCAUUUCUCUCAAUAUAUGUUAUAUGAAGUAUGUAAUGACGUCGAACCCGAGCUGAUGAAGCCACUGUUUGUCUGUUGAACAAUGAUUAGAGCCCUUCCUUACUGAAACACUGUGGAUCCCCCAGGGAGGCUGGACACACUGUAGCAGAAAUGUAUUGGAUCCAGUCUCACUGACUGAAGUGUCCUCAUCUCUUUUGGACAAAUGGAAGGACAAUCUGCAAUAGGAUACAAGACGCCACAUCUUCAGCAGCACCAGCCAACGAUGUCGUUGGUUCUAAAUGUUUUUGUUUAUUCCUGGCUCUCAUCUGGUCCGUUCUGUUCCACGUGCUGCGGUUGGACGGGGAAGUUUUUAGCAGCGCAGAACCCAGCUGAAAUAUUUCAGGUCAUGCCUUUUUGUCCUGCCAUCCAUCUUUAGAGCUGAAGUGUAAU
Molecule: messenger RNA, 4452 nt
Organism: Micropterus dolomieu (smallmouth bass)
Lineage: Eukaryota; Metazoa; Chordata; Actinopteri; Centrarchiformes; Centrarchidae
Gene: gria4b
Product: glutamate receptor, ionotropic, AMPA 4b
Exons: 16
Coding region: 1-2718 (905 amino acids)
Biological process (GO): monoatomic ion transport; modulation of chemical synaptic transmission; synaptic transmission, glutamatergic
Cellular component (GO): plasma membrane; AMPA glutamate receptor complex; dendritic spine
Molecular function (GO): transmitter-gated monoatomic ion channel activity involved in regulation of postsynaptic membrane potential; AMPA glutamate receptor activity
Source: RefSeq, a predicted model, not a curated record